GCAUCCUAGUUUUGUCAUAAAGGUGUCAAAUCGGAUAUAAUAACUGAAAUCUCUGAAGAGGAAAUGUGGUUUUUAUAUAUAUUUACAUUAUGUACCAUAUGGUACUUUACAGAAACUGGUCAAAUUAUAUUUGUUCGUAUGUUAAAUUAACUGAAAAUUAUUAUUGAUCAAUGUGUAUUUGAAGUUUGUUGUUAUUUUACAAUAAACUCAUAUUAAAAAUAGUUAGAACGUUGGAAGGUUAUUACUCUUAUGUUUUCAUCUUUUUAUGUGUGAGCAUAUGUACGUAUUGGAAAAAGAAAACUGACAUUUACUUUUAUAUGUGCAACAAAUUGCGGAUUAAUUUUACUUUGUUUUUAAAUCUGCAAUGGAAUUUGCAACGAUAAAAAUCAUAAAUCAUACUUAAAAAUGAGUAAGAAAAUGGAAGUGUCUUUUGUACUUUAAGUGAAUCAUAUUUGUUAGAAAUUCAGUAAAGGAACAAAAUGGAGGAAAACUGUACUGUGCAUCGUAUACUAUUCUAUAUAGAUGGAUGUAUCGAUGACCAGGAACUGGCUGGGGUUAUGCUUGGGGUGUUUAGUGCUGCCCUCUGGACACUUGUACAUAUAUCAUUCUACACAAACCAGCGUCGGACAAUGAAAAUCAACCGAUAUGUUAUGUCAUCCAUAAUGCUACAUAUGAUUGCAGAUGGUCUAAGCUGUAUUGGCGCCAUAUUAGCUCAACAAAAAUCAUUACAGGUUAUUUUUGCUCUGUUUGGAACAGUAGUUAAUGCAGCUAUUGGUUUACACUGUUGGUGUUCUAGAACACCAUCGAAUGAAAAUAUUGGUGCCGACCAAAAAGGAACAAAACGAAAGCCUGUAACUGAAAAAUAUCAUUGUUUGUGUUCAGCCUUCUGUUUGACAUUAUGUUUAAUGUUUAUAACCAUGUGCGUCGCACAAUACCUUACCAUAUCUGAUGAUAAAAUCGUAUAUGAAAAUUCUGCAAAGUUGCAGCCUUACACGCAUACCAUAGUAAUAGUAGGAUAUAUUUUGGGCAGCUUUGGUGCCGUAUCUUACUGGUUUUCUAAGUUUUACGAAAUAGUGGAAUCGUAUCGACAGACCAGGCAUAGAGGGGUGCAUACAUGUAUGUAUUUAACAGCUAUAACAGGGGACACAACCUAUCUGAUAGGGGUAUACAUACAGAUGUCUACAGUUGUAUACAUAAUAAAGACAUUACCAUGGACGCUGGCGAGACUGGGUUUAAUUGGAAUUCACGUUGGCAUCAUAUUUCAAAGAAGUUGUUCUAGCGGUCAAAAACAAACAGAUGACAACGUGACUUUGUUAAAAGAGAACAGGAAAUCUGACGAAUCUGAUUGGUCAGAUGAUAGUAGUACUGUUAUCUGUGGAACAUGUGAUCUUCAGACCAGUGUCAAACAAAUGAUCUGCAGAGAUUCACCAUUGUUUGACAAAGAAAUAACACUUUAUGAAAAAGGAGUUUCAGAAAAAGCUUUUCAUGACAAAGGUAUCAACCCAGCAUUAAAUAAAGAUACAAAUAUGGAAUCGGCGUCUUCCGAGAGUCCAGAACUAGAGUGGGACUUUGAGUGGUCAUCAGACACAAAAAAGCGACAGUUUUCAAAAAUGGAUAUUAACAAAGUGUCUCCUUAUAAUGGAUAUUAUAAAGUGGUGGAAUGGUUUAAAAAAAGUUGUGAUAUUGACAGUCAGUCUGACGUGGAUGAUUACACGGAUAAUAAUAAUACUUGUCACAAAACAGUUUCAAAUUAAAUGUAUGAAAAAUAAAUCAUGUGAAUUUGUGUUAAUAUUAAGGCUUAUAUA
Molecule: messenger RNA, 1805 nt
Organism: Mytilus trossulus (common blue mussel)
Lineage: Eukaryota; Metazoa; Mollusca; Bivalvia; Mytilida; Mytilidae
Exons: 11
Coding region: 480-1754 (424 amino acids)
Cellular component (GO): membrane
Source: RefSeq, a predicted model, not a curated record